GGCGCGUCUUUUCUCGUCUUUACGGUAUUUGUUGUCUGGGAGUGACUCCUGCACAGAGACACAAUGGAGCUGCAGCGACAGAGUAAAUACUGAAUCACUGCAUUCACACAAAGCCUUAUUUAUCUCUGACAGUGUUAUGGUAAAGUAAUGCUGUCUGCGGGCUGCUAGCAGCAUGCAAAACGCUUGUUUUAGCGCUGAAGAGUUAACUUCGUUACUUAGAUAUUUAGCUUACAGUCCUGCUAGCCGGCUGAGUUAGCCUAGCCUAGCCAAGCACCUGCCUCUGUGUUACAUCUGCUAGCUUGAUAUCAAAGGUUUUAUUAUGGAGUUUCCUUUUGAUAUUAACCAGUUGUUCUCUGAGAAGGUCUCCAUCUUGGACCAGAGCCUUUUAGGAAGUCGUAAAUCUGCCUCACGUCCAGAUCUACAAGCUCACAUCGCCACUGUUAUUGAUGAACUGGGGAGAGCCUCAGCUAAGGCUCAGCAGCUCACUGCGCCAAUAACAAGUGCUUCAAAACUGCAGACUCAGAGACAUCAGCUGUACCUGAUGAAGGACGGAGAGAGCAACGGAGGACGGGGAGUGGUCGUCGGAUUUCUUAAAGUCGGCUACAAGAAGUUGUUCCUGCUGGACAGACAGGGGGCGCACAUAGAGGCCGAGCCGCUGUGUGUGUUGGAUUUCUUCAUAUCAGAGAACGUGCAGAGACACGGCUACGGGCUGGAGCUCUUUGACUUCAUGCUGCAGCAUAAGAGUUUAGAGCCGACCCUGAUGGCGUACGACCGGCCCUCGCCUAAACUCCUGUCCUUCCUGGCGAAACAUCACUGUCUGACUCAGAGUGUUCCUCAGGUGAAUAACUUUGUGGUGUUUGAAGGAUUCUUCCAGAACAGAUCAGGCUCUGUCUGCGCUCCUCUGACGGAUCAGGGCAUGUACGGAUAUUUCGGCCCAGUUGAGAAAGGUUCCCCUCAGAAAGCCGGACGGAGAUAUCAAACCCUACUCUGUGAUGGAGAGAGAAGCGGUGCGACGAGAGCAGAGGGUUCCUCCGUGGCCGUUUGUUCCGCCUCACUCCCCCCAGCGAUCGGUAUCCUCCCAGUACUCCCCUCCCCUCAGCGUGAGCUCUUCCCCCAGCAGGGCCUCCACUCGAGCCGCUCCGCUGUCUGCCCAUCAGUCCCCCCUCCUCGAGCGCUGCAGGGCAAGACGCACCAGGGUCUGGUAGCGAGACGCAGCCUGUACAGUCGACACCUGGACAUUAGAGCUGUCGGUCUGCAGGACACACACCUGACAGGUGUGAGAGCUGUGGAGGAUCAGUCACAGGCAGCCGGACACACAGACACACACAGGUUGGCCACGAUUCACACUCCUAUAACCAGGUCCCGCCUCCUCUUGCCUCCUCCUCAGUCUGCGUCCAUCACAGAGGACGUCUCAGAGACACAGCCGGGUCCAUCUGAUGAAGAGGAGGACGGGAUUAAGGACAGAGAUCAGCAUCCAGGAGGAGCAGCAGGAGACUUGUUGUCCAGUCAGAGAUGUCCCUCACAGGACAGAGACAGAGGAGUGUGGUCGUGGACCGUAGGAGAGAAUUGUUUCAGCGCUCAGUGGGUCAAACAGAGGCAGGAGCGGAGGAGCACGCGGCCGUGGUGACCAGAGAGAGAGAGAGACUGAUGAUGAGUGACAGGUGGUAACGUGUGAAGACUGAAAAAGAGACGGACUCUACCUUUAACCUGGACACAUGAAGUGACGGCUUCAGUCUGCUGAAGAAGAAACAUUUCUUCCCCUUUCAGCUCACUCUAAAAACUGCAGGAAGUUUUCAGGAGUUUUGUGCUGAUGUGAAAGGACUAAUCAUGAUUUUUAAAAGGAGAUAAAUGACUCAUCAAACAUUUCUUGGUUUAUUUUAAAAUAAAAGUGAAACAGUA
Labrus bergylta (ballan wrasse) is the source of this 1899-nucleotide messenger RNA. It is a transcript of the gene atat1, whose product is annotated as alpha tubulin acetyltransferase 1. Gene Ontology annotation, biological process: alpha-tubulin acetylation. The record is from RefSeq and is a predicted model, not a curated record. Lineage: Eukaryota; Metazoa; Chordata; Actinopteri; Labriformes; Labridae. Gene Ontology annotation, cellular component: microtubule. Gene Ontology annotation, molecular function: tubulin N-acetyltransferase activity.